GUCAUUUCUUGCAACACAGAGAAUAAAGCUCUGAGAUUAUCAAGAUAAGAGACAAAAGACCAUCAACAAGAUGGCGUGUGGGACUCUCAGAAGCAUUUUCCUGACGGAACCAUGGAGGCCUCUUUCCCGGAAAUCAACUGGGGCAUUUUUUCAUACCCAGAAAUGCUUCAAAACCAAUUUAAUAAGCUGUGGCUGUAAACUCAUCAACUAUAAAAGAAGUCAGUAUCUGAAGUGCUCUAACAAUAAAAGCCCAUUGGCAUCUGAGGGUGGUCCUGACCAAGGUCCUCCUCAAGAAGCUGUCCUUAAGGCCAUCUCAGUGUCCAAGAGUGAAGGGAGGGUUGGACAAACUACGAAUGUCAUAAUUGGAGGCACAGUGCAGGAUGAUGCUACUAAUGAGUGGCUUGCUCUCGAUAAGAAGGUGAAUUCUUACCCCACUGAAAGAGGAUUUACAGCUAUUGGUACUGGAGGUGAUGAUUUUGUGCAGGCUAUGGUUGUUGCUGUUGAAUCAGUGAUACAACAGCCCAUCUCUGAGGUAAGUGAAAAUGAUAAUACACUAGUUUUGCACCUAUUUAGAUUUGGAUGACUAUAUUACUUAGACUUGGGAAAUUUUGGGGAUUACAUGACUAGCCUGAGUUGGUAUUUUGUCUUCCAAAGUUUAAAUUUGUUGAUGGCAGGAUUUUCUUUUUCUAGUGCUAUGGCGAUGAUAACCCAUUGGGACAUGCUAUUUGGUAAUAAUUGAAAUCAAGUUAAUGAA
This is a messenger RNA of Nicotiana tabacum (common tobacco), 754 nucleotides long. The record is from RefSeq and is a predicted model, not a curated record. NCBI's taxonomy places the organism in Eukaryota, Viridiplantae, Streptophyta, Magnoliopsida, Solanales, Solanaceae.